AUGGCGAAGAAGAAGAGAGUGAAAAGAGUGAAGAGAGUGAAUGCCAAUCUUCCUCAGGAACUGGUUGAGGAUAUCCUAUUGAGGUUGCCGGUAAAGACUCUAUUAUGUUGCAGGUGCGUCUGUAAAUCAUGGCUUUCUCUCAUCUCUGAUAACAAUUUCGCUACUUCACACUUUCAACUUGCCUCCACACAUAGGCGUGUCUUCAUAAGCCGUUAUGCUCUUAAAUCCCUACCCGUAGAUGGUGAUGCAUUGCUUCACGAUGAGUCUGCAUAUGCUUCAUCAAGCCUUGAUUUUGUUAGCUCCCCACGAUGUUCUGUUAGAAUUAUGGGUUUGUGUAGAGGGUUUCUGUUUUUGCACGGUAUAGACUUCUACCUUUGGAAUCCAUCCACCGGUGCCCACAAACAUAUACUCGCCUCUCCUAUAGCAAAUGUUAAUGAUAGUUACGAAUUGCUGUCUGGUUUUGCAUAUGACCAGUCCACUGAUGACUACUUGAUAGUUUCGUUGUUUCGCAAAUACGAUCGGGCAAUUAAAUUGAUGAUUUUCUCAUUGAGAGCUAAUAAAUGGAAACCAAUGGAGGUUGCUUCUCGUUUUCCUGAUAUAACUACUGCCGUAUGGGAUAGUGACCCUAAAUCCGGGUUGUCCUUGAAUGGAAAUGGCAAUGUUGGAGAUACCUCUGCCAAUGAUUUUAUUAGUAUUAGUAAUAAUUUACAUAUACGUUAUAAUUUGUUGGAAGUUGGAGGACUUAUCGGUGCAUGGAUGAAUGACCAGAAGACAGUGAAGAUAUAUGUGAUGCAAGAAUAUGGAGUGCACUCAUCUUGGACAAAGAUUAUUCAAUUUUCUGUUGAUCUUUUCUUACACAGUUCUUUAUACAUAUUAUGCUUAACAAAAUGUGGUGAUAUAGUUGGAAGAGAUUAUGAAGUCGAAUUGGUGAAGUUUAAUGACAAAGGAAAGAAAUUAGAGACUUUGGUUUCAGACAGAUACCUAUGGGUGUUGUAUACAGAGUCUUUGUUUUCCCUCCCCAGCUCCGGUCAAACAUAG
Messenger RNA from Vicia villosa (hairy vetch), 1038 nucleotides. Its product is annotated as F-box/kelch-repeat protein At3g23880-like. The transcript is spliced from 2 exons. NCBI's taxonomy places the organism in Eukaryota, Viridiplantae, Streptophyta, Magnoliopsida, Fabales, Fabaceae. The record is from RefSeq and is a predicted model, not a curated record. Gene Ontology annotation, molecular function: protein binding. The coding region runs from base 1 to 1038 and encodes 345 amino acids.